Molecule: messenger RNA, 2062 nt
Organism: Mercenaria mercenaria
Lineage: Eukaryota; Metazoa; Mollusca; Bivalvia; Venerida; Veneridae
Exons: 2
Coding region: 160-1188 (342 amino acids)
Molecular function (GO): protein binding
Source: RefSeq, a predicted model, not a curated record
AACGAUAACAAAAGCAAAACUACGUUACUCCGUUACCAGGCAAAUUAUCAUGUUCGCUGUUUUCCUUUUUUGAUAACGCCCAAAUAAAAUAAAUUUUUAACGUUAGGACGACACUGAAAAUAUAGGUAUUUAGUGUUGAAAAAUCGUUCAGAGGCAAUCAUGACCAUUCUUUAUUUUUUGUUUCUGUUCUCAAGCACUGUGUCAGGAUUUCUGGUUCAAAAUGGAUCCACGGGAAUUUCCAGCUCUCAGACUAGUGCUGACAGAACAAUACAAAACCUGCUCAAUUUGAUUGUAAACGAACAGAACUCGAGGCUUCAGCUGCAGAACAUUGUUACGACUUUGAGCAACAAAAUUGACCAGCUUGAAAAUGCACAAGACCAAAUGCAGAAGAAUUCGGAUGUUAAACUUAAUCAAACGGAAAAUGAAAUGGUGAAGAAAUUGAAAGAAAUGAGCGCUAGAUUAGUUCAAAUGGAACAAUUCAAUACAGAGGUCUCAAAACAACUGGACAAGGAGAAAAAUAAUAGGGAAUAUCUAGAAGAAAUGUAUACAGUCUUAGAAAAACGUGUGAAUAAUUUAACAAUAGAGUGUGGAACUAGUACAACACAAUCAGAAAAACGUAAUAUAGAAACGACACUGAACAAUUUGACAAGCUUGUUCACAAUCAACCGUAACAAUCUAACAGAUGUGAAUAUGAAACUCAUAAACUUGGCCAGCCUAUAUAAAAACGAUUUCAACGCCAUGGAAGUGAAGCUUCAAAACCUGACUAACUCAAGCAGCUAUAUGCAAGACAAGCUUGCUGCUGUAGAAACAAAACUGAACAACUUAACAUUUGGCGAAAAUGAAAUCCAUAUUAGACUAAAUAAUAUUUCAAACGAGAAUGUUGCUCUGAAAUUACUAUUUCGUAAUUUAACGAAACAGACUGAAACAAGAAGUAAUGUAACUAACUACGAAAUGGUAACAUUACAGGCCACUCUGACACAAAAUCAACAUGAACUCGCAGUUAUCAAUUCAACACUUUCUGGUAUGAUAAAAAGUGUGACGAUCAAUGGUUUAAUUAAAUAUCAUGAAGCAGUUGGGUUCUCUGUCAAUAACCCUGAUAAAUCGUCUGGAAGUCCUUUGAAGUACCAAACUCUAACGUACAAUACAGGACAUGGAUACAACAUGUCUACUGGGGUGUUCACAUGUUAAUAUCCCGGGCUCUACUUCUUCACAGCAACUAUGUUUAGAUUACCAGGUGUCUACGAAAGUGUCUGCUUUUUCUACGUUAACAACAACGAAUACAAUAGGUUAAAUAGUGGUGUCGGAUCAGAAACGGGAUAUAAUUCAGCAACGGAAUCGAUUGUUUUCAUGUUAGAUGUAGGAGACAGGGUUUAUAUAUCGAGAUGUAGUAACGUUGGUCACAUGUAUCGUUAUACUAGUUUUUCCGGAUUCCUUAUUUCAAAUUAGAUAUCCAUUUAAACAAAUAACUUCUUCAUUGUUGCUUGAAUCUAAACAAUUACAAGUAAUGUUACACUGCUAUUAAGAUAAAUUCAUGAUAUAUUCUUGAUCAAUGAAGAAAAGUAUUAUAAUGAUCAAAACAAUUUUUUAGUGUUCAUAAAAUGUGUAAUUUUAUAAAAUAUGCUGCAAUUAUGAUAAAUACUUGUGUGCACAUUGAAAAGAAAAGAUAGUGGUUUUAUAAUAAUGGCCUGUAUUCGGACUUGUCUUUCGCACAUGUUUGACGGUAUAUGCCCACUUAAGUAUUGAGAGUUUUUGAACAUGAACAUACCUAAACUGGAGAACACUGGGUUUAAUGUGCAAGUCCAGAUGACAUUUGCUUGUUUCUUUGUCCGAGCGAAAUACAUUUCACCGUGUGAACACAAGAUGUAAUUAAAAUAUAUGGUCACAAGUGGCUUAGAUAGAAGUAAAAAUGCACGACAGUGUGUUUACGAGUGAAAGAUAUUCUGAUCUUAUAUGCAUGCAAAAAAGACAUUUUAUUUCAAACUGUUGUCUUUUCCAAUGGUCUUAACCACAUUUUACUCAUUUGACUGUUUUUGAGUAAAGAUAAAUAUAUAAUAUUAUGUCA